This is a messenger RNA of Lolium perenne, 1260 nucleotides long. RefSeq lists its product as uncharacterized. Lineage: Eukaryota; Viridiplantae; Streptophyta; Magnoliopsida; Poales; Poaceae. The record is from RefSeq and is a predicted model, not a curated record.
ACCGCCCUCUUUUCUCGAGCACACACACAAAAUACACCAUCGCACCACAGUCCACACGCACCCAAGAAUGGCAGUUGAAGCUUCUACUACAUGGAACAUCUAGGGCUCGUAGGAGAAGACGACAAGUAGCAGACAUCAAAAUCAUCUCGGAGGGUAACAAAAUCGAGAGCAGUAGUAAGCCAUGGCCUUCCUCCUCCCCAAGCUCCCCACGCCGUCCUGCAGAUCGCCGCCCAAUCCGCCCAAAUCCCAGUUCGCCCUGUCGGCCGGCGGCAGGUUCCACGGCUCCGGCUCGGCGCAGGGCGCGGCCCCAAUCCACCUCAACUUCCCGCUCCUCCUAAGCGCCUCGCAGCAGGAAGCCCCCACGGCCAAGUCCGGGGACACCAGGAGCCGGGGCGCAAGCGGCGGCGGCGGGGACCCGCGAAGGUCCGAUUUUUACCUCAACCUUGGGACGGCGGUGCGCACGCUGCGCGACGACCUGCCGGCCGUCUUCGUCCGGGAGCCCAAUUACGACAUCUACCGCGAGGACAUCACAUUUGUUGAUCCGUUGAACACUUUCCAUGGGAUUGAUAACUACAAAACAAUCUUCUGGGCUCUCAGAUUCCACGGGCGUCUGCUAUUCAGUGAAAUUGGGCUUGACAUAUCACGCAUUUGGCAGCUAUCAGAGAACUCCAUAGUUGUGCGCUGGGAACUUUGGGGCACCCCGCGUGUCCCGUGGGAAUCAUAUGGCUGCUUCAGUGGCACAUCCAGGUACAAACUCGACAGGAAUGGAAAAAUUUAUGAGCAUAAAGUUGACAACUUGGCAUUGGACUUCCCCCGGCCAGUUGUCAAAGUGGGCAGGAUUGCUGACUUAGUAGUUGCUGCUUACCCGCCGAGCCCCAAUCCGACUUUCUGGAAUGUAGUUGGGGCAGACGAUCGAUGCUCAUGGACAAAGCUUUACCGAGCGGUGCUGGAGACUGUAGAGCGGGAAGGCGACAUCCCCACAGGCAUUUGCGUUGAAGGUCUACUCACUUGCGCAUAGAUGGAAUUAACUUCUGGACAAGCUGCUUGUCAGUAUGUUUUUCUAGAAAAAAAAUGUAUAGAAUGUGAGUACAUGAAUUAGCCACAUUUCUCUCUUUUUAUAUUGUAGCCAGCUCUAGAACAAUAGCAUUAGAUCAAAUACCUGCUAGAUGACUAUAUCUCAUCAACCUUGUUGUGUAGGAUAUUACUGCCAUUUGCUUACAUGUUGGGAUUUAAGGAUACAAAAGUCAUAGCUUUUCUUCA